Acromyrmex echinatior (Panamanian leafcutter ant) is the source of this 8855-nucleotide messenger RNA. RefSeq lists its product as uncharacterized. Gene Ontology annotation, cellular component: cytoplasmic microtubule; cilium. Gene Ontology annotation, biological process: microtubule cytoskeleton organization. Lineage: Eukaryota; Metazoa; Arthropoda; Insecta; Hymenoptera; Formicidae. The record is from RefSeq and is a predicted model, not a curated record. Gene Ontology annotation, molecular function: microtubule binding.
UAUUAUGCAAUCGCGUUUCGUGUGUGCUACUUUUUUACACUGGGUUCAUAUCGUGAAAGAUUUAAUAGAGAUAAACUUGGCGACUCCCUCUCGCGAGGCGAUUUUUCCUUAAAAGUAUCGGUUUACCCACAUAAUAUUGAUGCAAUUUUAACGUUAAUAUUGUUCAAAUACUUCUAUCAUCUUUCGGCCAUCAGAUACAAUCAGACGAGAACAUUUUUUUACCUCCGUAUAAAUGCGCAUAUUGGGGAUGUACAUUCUUGGGAAAAAGACAAAGCGGAAGACGUGCACCUGACUGUGUUUUGAUCGGUUUUUCUUAUUUAUAAGACAACGCGUUCGUGAAUUAUGCACUUUGUUUCGCAAGUAAUACCAUUCAUAUCACAUGACAAACGUUGCCUCUUUGACAGCGAUAGCUGUCUUUGCAACGUCAAUCGUGCAUCAUACAUCCCGGAAGCAAAACAAACGUCAGUCAUUCACCGUCGAUUCCGAAGGAAGUCGUGACGGUGAUGAGGAACUGUAGGAUGAUGGACGUUUAGAAGGACUCGACUUCUCUCAUUCGAGUAAUAUCGAAUAUAAUAUUAAAGCGAGGCGCAAUCAGGUGCGAGUUGCAUGUUCCUCCACUGGUGCGGCUUCUCUCGCUUCGGACGUCACAAUCCAAUAUACUUCCAAUAUAUUACUUACACGAUGAAGGAAUCUUAAUACGUUAAAUUCAAUUCGCGCAUCAGUGGAAUAACAGAUUUUACAUAUUCGUGAUUUUACGUUUCACCCUUUAAAUUGCCAAUAAAAGCUCCAGUAAUUCUACGACUAGGAUUGCACAUUCGCUAGAAUUUUUAAGGAACCUCGGCCUUACAUGUCGAUCGUUAAAUUGGCAUACUUUUAUGUCAGCACAUCCGGUCUUUAUAAUCCUAGUUAAGUUAGUUAACUUAGUAAUAAGAAUCGAUCUAUCUUUUCCUUGUAUUACUAUCAUUAUCGUUGCUAUCAUUAUUACACUACUAUCAAACCUCUUUUUCUACCUUCGAUAAUUUUAAGAAGCUAUCUACCAAUUUUUUCGCAAUUUAUAUAUAGGAAGAUUUACGAAGAAGGGGCGCGAAUAUUAAUCUUAAAGUUCAAAGGUAAAGGCGAGAGAGUAUAUCAAUUUUGUACUCAUACAAUUUUACUUUAGCAUAGCAAUCGCACAUAUAUGCCACUGGGAUCAUCGAUAAAUGGUGAGGAGUCAAAUUCGCGGGAGAUCAUGACGGACAAUCGGUGGUACCCGAAGGACGAGACGUAGGGGGAUAUGUCCGGCUGCUUGUCGUCAUCUAUGACAGGAUCGACAGAUGCGGGGCCGCUGCAGCCCCAGGAAGAACCCGCUUCGCUUCCCGUCGCUCGACCAUCGUCCUUGUCGGAGAACGCAUCGGCCGCACGGCGAAGUAAUCGUCAUCGUCAUCAGUCGCGACGUAGGAUGACGUCCGCUCCGCUGUCUGGACAAACAAUACAAUUGACACCUCUUUGGGAACAUGUGGUGCGUACGCAUAGGUUUCCAUCUGAAGUUGACACGCAGGCCACCUUCAUCGAGAUCUCCGAGAGACUUCGGGAUCCGGAAUGGGAGGUUCGCCAACACGCCCUGCGGGUGCUGAUGGACGUUUUACCGACGCUGAGCACCGAUGUCAUUGACAAGGUCAUGCAACCAGUGGUGCCGGAGCUGAUCAAUAAUUUAGGACAUCCAGCGCCGGCCGUUCGUAAGGGCGCCUUGGACACGCUGCGGGUCUACCUGGUUCAUAGCCCCAACAGAGAAAACAUGGUUCAAAACAUCCUUCACGACGGCUUAAAUCGCCCAGAUGCUCAUAAUCCGUUUCAAACAAACGUGACGACAGGCAUAAUCCUGAGCGCACCUCUGUUGCUCUUUCCAUCCUCGAACAGUCCUCCUCCAACAACGCAAAUCCUGAAGGAUGCCACGAUCGCCUUCGCUUCGCGAUUGGUCCAGGUACCACAUCAAGAAGCCGUUCUGAAAUCUCUCAUGAAGAUCCGUGACGCAGUUGGUGAGGAAGAAUUCGAGAGUUACUUGACAGAUUAUGACGACAAGUUUAAGAAGAACAUCGAUAUUCUCUCCAAAAUCUAUAAUAUCAAGUCGACCAAAAAGAAGCAAGAUAAGAAUCGUACGCAGGACAUUAUGAAGGCUGAUAAGAAAGAGCGCGCCUUCGACAAAUCCUGGGAUAGCGACAGCGACACUUCUGGUAUCGCCGAAGAGGAAGAUGAGAUACCACCGUCGAGAGUCGUUCUAGAGACUGAGAUCAAGUUCAACGAGGAGACGGCCAUCACGAUGACAAUUCUGGAGGAAAAGGACGAUGAUGAUAGCGAGGACAACGAAGGAAAGAAAAACAAAAUCGGUAAUGACGUGAUGAACGAGGAAUCAUCGUCUGCAGAUAAACGCAGGACACCCAGACGCGUCCACUUUGGCGGCGAGAUCGUGAAGCUAAGGACACCCGAUAGCGACGAUACAGAAUCAAUCGAGAUAACGCCUAAGACAAGGAUCCCACUUCCGGUGUCGCCGGCUACAAAGAUGCCAGAAAUGAUGAGGAGACGACCAUCAUCGCAACCCUGCAGUCCUCACAUGGAGAAGCGAGGGUCAAGGAGAGCUUCCAGGUCGGCGUCCAGCAGUCCCAAGAGAGAGUACACGCACAACGCGCAGCUGAGUCCUAAGAAGAGUAUUCUGACGAAGACGGGUGGACCUCUAAUUGUAAUCAAUUCAGUGACGCCAACGGAAGAAAUGAAGAACACGAAAAAAAUUAAAAAAAAUAGUGAAACGAUUCUAGAAAAUGAAUCCCCUCGCAGUAGUUCGCAAGAAAUUAAUGAAAUAUUAAAGAAAGAAGAUAUUACGUUAGAUCAGACUACUCCGGCGUCAGCAAAUAGUGAAGACAAAUUGACAAUAAAAAGCAAGGAUGAAAAUGAUCUAUCUGUUCAGGUUGCAGCGAUAGAAACCUCGAAAAACAUAUCUUUAAAGGGGGAACAAGCGAUGAGUCUUAAGAGAGACGGUCACGCGGACACGAUUGAUUCGAACAGAAGCAAUAUUUCUGAAGCCUCUUCGAGGCAAGAGAAGAAUUAUGUGAUGACAAAAUCAUCAAGUCCAGAACGAAAGAAGACACUCCGAGAUAAGGACGACAGCUUCGAGUUAGAAAGGGAAUGUUUGAACGAACAGAAAUUGUCAGGAAACAGUUUGUCUCGCAGGUCCAACAGUUUCCCUUUCGGAUCGCCAGUAAACGAGUGCAAUGCUCAAAUAGAUCGUCUGAUCGGCGGCGACUUCAUCGACGAUGACGACGACGACGAUGAUGAACAGGAUGUGCGUACCUGCAACAUAAUUACAGACGAUCGUGCGGUGACUGUUGUGAACGGCGAGGGACGAAAAGAGUGGCAUAGCCAAUACGAUAAAAAGGAAGGGAUCGCGUCGGAAGGGAACGAAAGUGUCACUUGUAGUAGCAGCGAGGGCGAGGGUAAACCGCAGGAACCCAGCUGGGAGGAAUUGGGGUUGGUUGGCCAGGAGGUGUUGGAUGACCUGCACAACAAGGACGACUGGCGAGCGCGUGUCAGAGGUCUGGAAAGAGUUGCGUCGGCUCUGCGGACGUCCUCGGCGCUAAUCGCGAUAGAGUCGCGAUUAGGAUCGCUCUUGCAUGCGGUGCUUGGCGGCGAAAGGAGCUGCCGCGUGGCCGCCGCUGGUUUAGCGGUAGCGAAGGUAGUGGUCGCCGGUGUCUCGGAGGAUGCACUAAGAAAGAAAUUGCCGCAGCUGGGUUGGGGCCUGGCUAGACAGGGUGGUCCAUCCGCGGCGCAGCUCGCUCGAAUCGCGAUGUUACGGCUCAAGCCUAGCCUGCUCUUGGAACAAUUACUGCAGCCACAUUGUCUGAGCGCCAGAAACACUAAGACAAGAGAGAACGCGUUGCAGCUGCUGAUCUUCUCGCUGGUGACGUUUCCCAGCACCGAAUUCAAGCUAGAAAUCGUGGCCAACCGAGUGGCGACGAUGGUCGCAGAUCGGCGACGCAGAGUACGUCAAGCUGCGCUCGACACUUUGGCUGUUUUAGGACAGAUCUACGAUUCCGAGGAGGUCAUUGAAGCGGGAAGACGGGCGGGUGAGGGAAAUCCCGAUGCCGAGGCGAUGCUGGCCGCCAUCAGAGCACGGCUGGCUAGGAAGUCACUACCCCUGGUAUCGGCCGAUGGUCUCGUGGUGUACGGUUUGCAAAUUUCACCGACUGUUCAGACCGCUACUGGCCCUGACGUCGAUUGGAUCGUGGCGGGAAGGGGUUCAGUCUCGCCCGAUCGAAAGCUCGGAAUAUAUAUCUGCCUAAAAUUGCCUGAAAUGUCGUGUCAUUUUAGAAACGAUUUUCUAAAUAACCGCGAGAGUCCGUGGAUAGAGAGACCCAAUCUCGUUGCUUUGGGUGUCGGACUGCAAUCCAAGACUGAGCAAUCGACGGCCUGGCAGUUGCAAACUAACGAAAGUAUCGCUCUCAGAGGAGAAUCCAGGAUUCCAAUAUUAUUAUCGCGUGAACGUCCUAAAAUAACAUCGCAAAAUCAUGAAAAAUCCCUCAAUUUGGAAUAUGUUAAUUCUAAUUCGCGAAAGCAAACAACAGACAUGUUAGACAGUAAUCGAAAUCGAAUAAAUUUGCGACAGGAAAAUGUCGGAUCGUAUGCAGCGAUUCAUCAACGGCGAAAACGUUUUCAACAAGAAGAAAGUCAGACUUUAAAUCAAACAUUUGAUUCACAUACUAGCAGUUAUCGGUCUUCUUACACGAAGGCUUUGGGAACAAAUAGAGAAUACGGUGAUACUGCAGGAAAUAGCGACACAAUUUUUUCGGAUGACAAUUCGCACAUUUAUAACAGAUUCGUGGACACCGAUCAAUUUACGAAUGAAAACGAAAGUUUGAAUUACGCGGGAGGACGUCAACGUUCGCUAUCCAGAAAUAUGCAGCAACAAACACUCGUCGAGGCGUAUAACUCGAUUCUCGAGCGCCAAAGAAAGCUCAUGGAUAGAAAUAUCUAUCGGCCGUUACGAACUCCUCCAAAUCCAUCGACCCGCUUGUAUCAGGAUCUGGAUUCUCAGAAUCUGGAUACGCAAACUCCUUCGGAUAGGGAUAGGAACGUGAGACAUCGGCCUAAGAAUCAUAGAACGAAAGAUGUGGCAGCGGCACAGCAGAGAACCGAGAUGGACUUAAUUUCAUCAAAUUCGCAGGAGGAUAGGUGCUCUCUUUCAGAAAGUUUCGCCAGUCCUCAUCGCAGAAGAUUGCGAUCAUUAUCCCCGUCACAACUCCAUCGAUCGCAACAUUUUGUCAAAUUGACUUCCAACAGAUUUCACGCCGCGUCGAUGUACGACAUAUGCAAUACAUAUCCAAGGUCAAUCCAUCGGGUGAAACGAAACGCGUUUCGCGGCCACGACCGAGAACUUUUAUACGAGACCGUCGACGAGGCAUCGCGGGAUAAACUUCAAGUUUUGUGCGGGAUGAUCUUCAAGUUCUGGCCGAUCGAGAUGAAGGAGGAGAAUGGUGCCCUCGUCGGCGAGGUACGACCGGCAAGCAGGUCCGGCGAAUACAAGAUCGCGAACGCCAUUCUCUUUUGUUGUCCAUGUGUCUUCCGAUGCAGGAAGUCAGUCGGUGUUGGCCGCGACAACGACGGCGACGGGGAUGGCAAUGCGUCCGUCUCGACCAUCAUCACCACGACGACGACGCCGGUCAUUGCUUUAAGAUUGAAUCGAAACAGCGACACGAUUAAUAAGGCGACGAUGGUGAAUGAGGAGGAAUACAAUGUACGAAACAGGCAUCACUUCUCGCCCGACGCGAAAAGCUACCAUGUACAAAAUUCAAACAAGGAGGAAUCGCGGUACCAAGAAUUUCUGCGUUCCUUCUCAAUCGACGCGCGCGAACGUCCGAAAAGCGCGAGCAGUUCGUCGUCGGACGUUUCCAGGAAUGAUCGACCGGGACGAGAGGAAGAUCAGGAUACGACACUGCGAGAUUACAAUGGCAAUGACAAUAGCGGAUCGUCGACCCCGCAGAGCCAGAAUGCUGGCGAUCCGGCGUUCGACGUUAUCACGCAACAGACGGCAAAUCGCCAGAGCGACACUCGCGACGAUGUCGAUUCCUUUUUUGGUGGUCCACCACUGACGAAGAGUAAUUCAGUAAUAGACUUUUUCGCAUAUAUGGAGUCGUUACUUCUUCAGCGAAAAUUUAACCGGAGUCUGUCAUUUGAUACAUCAUUUUAUUUUUCAACAUUAAAUAUUAUGACGCCGUUGGAUACCAAAAUGGAAUACCCAAUCACAACGGCAGAUGCAACGACCGUGGACGAAGUGUUGAAGGAAUGGAACAGCGAGGAUGACAUGAAAUCGGCGAGUCGAAUCGGAUCGAUUUCCAGGCAUUCGAAUCACAACGAGCUAAUAACUGUGGAUGAAAAUUGCAAUAGAAGCACAGAAAGCAGCUCUGGCGUUCCCGAACAACCGGAGGACGACAGGUCGAGCGCGCGAAGAAGGUCAAUCGUGUCCGCAUUAUCGAACGAGCGGAUUCUACCCUAUGAAGACACGAAGUUAUUCAAGGAAUCGCUACAAUCGAAGGUUACAAUCAGUCCCAAGAGAUCAGAAUCACUGUACCUGACACCUAAUCACAGUGCUCAUCACUCACUAAUCUCUAACUCGCCGAUCAAGCGAAAUUCUCGCUGCGGUUCACGCAAUUUGAUCGACGAUUCAAAGGAUUUCAGUGAGGAGAGAAUAAUCGCUUCCAUAGUACCUGACGAGGAUGCUUCCAUUCGAUCAUUGGACACCGUUGGUCAUCCACCCAUAGAUAUAGUCGGUGAUUCACCGGCAAUUAUCAUCGCAUCGAGACCCCAUUCUCACGAAACCGUCGAGUAUGAGAACGCGAGAAGUGUCGAAAAUGAUAAUCCACAUAAUAAGAUUAAUACUCAGGAGUCCACGGAAGAAGAAUCCAGCGUAAAUGAUGCUUUGGAGGAUAGACAAAGUAAAGACAGCGCAAGCGAAACUAAUAUGGAGCCAGGAAUAUUGAAGAUUGAGUCUGAACCUGCAGAAGAUGUCGAAUUGCGUAGAAGAAUGCCCUCGAAAGUACCGGUGCGUGGUUCUAGUAGGUGUCGAAUGCCUUCCAACAAAAGAGUUAUGGAGAAGCCCUCAGAAAAAUCCAAACGGAUGGUACAGCAGUGCUUUUCACAGCUUGAGAAUAAAGAUUGGGAAAUAACGAUGAAAGGUCUGAAAGCCCUGUCACAGAUCUCGAAGCAACAUCCGGAGGGCUUGGACGUCUGUGCGGCCGGAACGAUAGGAAGGCUUUUAGGGCGACAUAUAAAGAAUCUUCGAUCGCAAGUAGCACGAGCCGCAUGUCUCGCUGCUAGUGACGUUUUCAGCUCUCAGAUACGGGGUAUUGAUCAGGAUCUGGACGACAUAGCUGGACCGUUGCUUCACAGAACAGCCGAUACGAAUCGAUUUCUUCGAUCAGACAGUAACUCAGCGCUGGAUCAGAUGGUGCAGUAUCUUCCGCCUCAUAAAACCAUCGGUAUCAUCGUACUUCGAGGAGCCAGUCAUCAAAACGCUAUCGUUCGCGCGGCGACCGCACGUCUGUUGUCAGACAUCACCGAUCGCAUUGGACCUGAUCAUAUUAUGAUCUUACCACGCGACGUGAGAGAUAAAUUGCUAAACACGGGCGCAAAGUUGUUAAUGGAUGGAAAUCUAGACGCAAGAAAUCAUGCAAAAAGGAUGUUUCGGCGACUGACUCGCUGCGAAGGCUUUCGUAAAGCGUUGACGGACGCGGUGCCCGAAACGACGUUGAGACACAUCGAUAAAACUAUGAAGACCCUAUAAUUGAACAUUUGAUUAAAUCUGCAUUCGAUGUAAUCUAGCUGUCUUACCGUUGCUCGAACUAUCUCAAAAGACUGUUUAUCACGCAGGAUGUUUUUACGAUCCGUUAGAAGCCAAUUUACGGCAUAGACAUGAAUUUUCUACAACGUAUACGCCGAAAAAGAUGUCGACAAGUAGUCAUAUAAAUAACUUUUCUUUCCUCCGCGCUGUAUAUUUACCUCCUCGAAAUUAAAUGGAGCGAGAGACGUGACUUCGAAGAUCAGGAGUCAAGGAAGAUACAAGAAAAACCCGAGGAGUGUCCCUCAUCUUCGCGUCAUGACUUCGAUCUUGUUUUUUCAUCAACGAAUUUAUCGCGUGACGAAGUUUUGAUACUUGUAACUUUAAUACAUAUACGCAUGUAUAAUAAUUUUUUAUAUGAUUGUAUAAAGGAUGCGCUUCGGCGCAAAUACAUUGGAGAGCUGUAGUGCCUUCACGUCGGUGAUCAUAAAUUAAAUUGCAAUUGUAGCUCAAUUACAUUGUAAUGUUCGUGAAGUGUCGUCGACGUGACAAAAAUUGUCACGUGUUUCGAAAACGAUUUAUCUCGCUAUUGUCUUCACCAACUCUACAUUAAUGAGUUGCAGGAAGAGAAAAUAUAUAUAUAUACGGAAAUUUUCCUGAGGAAAGGAGUUCAUUGCUGACGGCAAUGAAUCUAUUUCAGAAUCGCUAAUGCUUUCGUGAGCCGAAAGUUUAGAUUCGUUAAUUCCAUAUAUUUUUUUUGUUGUAAAUUCGAUUGUUACUCUCUAAUAUAUUUUAACUCUCGGAAGAGAACAAAAAUCGGAGAGCGUCUAUAAAUUUUAUAAAACACGAACAUCAGGUGCUGAAAAUUUAGAAUAUAUUUAUGAGAAAAAUUAUAUAGAAAGAGUUCGUCCGAAUUAUUCGAUUCUGAUGUCUAAACUGACUUUUAGCAUCGUAUAUCAGAGAUUAACUCAUAUUUAUAUAAAUAAUAAUUUAUAUGCAUAUAUAUAUAUAUAUCGUUAUACAAAAAUAUUUGCUUAUUAUUGAAGGCACAUAC